GUUUGGGCUGUCUACGAGGACAGAACUGUAGCUGGCAGUGCUGAGAGGGUUUCAGUAGAUGUUGUUGCUCCUGGGCCGCAGGGUUCCGCUGUCAUUCGCACACAGACUCACUAGCUGCUGUCCAUCCUCCUCAGAGUCGAGGCCUGUUCUGCUCAGCUCUGUAUUAAUAAAGCUCAGAGCGAGAACCAGAGUCACACACAGCACCGUCUUCGUUAGCGCAGCCGGCCAAAAUACAGGAACCAUGCCCGAAAGGAGGCCCUUCGUACGGUUACCAACUGACGUUUACCCCGUUAACUACGGCUUGUGUCUGAAGCCCGACCUGAUCGACUUCACUUUCGAGGGCAAGCUGGAGGCGCUGGUGGAGGUACGUGUACCGGAGCGUGUGUCUGCAGACUCGGGUGGAUUUGUGUGUGCAUGGCGGGGAUCUUGUUAUGUAAUCUGACCAGCUAACGUUAACCAGCGUCUGGCUAAUUUGCUCUGUUUCACUGACUACGACUUUAGCUAAUGGUAACGUCAGCUGGCGGCUGCUAACUAGCUGAUCGUUUUAUACACUAACAAAAGCAGUCUUUUGAAUGUGGGAACAGCAGCUGGGUAUAUCUGCUGCGAGCCACAAGCUAAAUGAAGCUAACUGACUUGCACUCUCAUGUUAGCUUAGCACAUGCUAACAGCGCUUCAAGAGCAGUUUAUAGUGUGCCAGUGACGUUAACCCUUUCACGCAGCAAUGCACGACCUCCAGUCAUAAUCAAUAUAUUGGAUUUGUGUAAUUGAAGGUCUUUAUCAGCCGGUUUGAGGUUGACUAACGCUCACUGGUGUUUGCUAAAUCAUGGCAACAUGAAGUCGCCCCCUCCCUCCUUCCCUCCCCUCCUCCGCCUUACUCUCUCAUUCAGAUCCACCAAGUUACAUGUUAAAUAUAAACACGUCCUGACCUUACAGUGACACGUGGUGGGUGAAUCAGAGGAAGCUGGCUGUUUAAUUGAAUCAAAGGGAAAGGCUCAAACUGGGGUUGCCAACUCUUCUCCGGGGCAGAACAUUUAGUCUGGAUUUCUGUUCCUCAGUGGUGUGGAUCUGAUAUUUGUCUGUGAACUUCUCUUUCCCAAAAAGGACCCUUAAACUGACAGAUGAUCCCACAGACUUCCAUCUGAGAGUAAUUUAAGAGUUUUUUAAUCACAGAAAGUGAAUGAAACCAUGACCAAAAGUAUAAUACUGUGUUUUUGUAAUGCUCAAAGAUAAAAUUAUAAACUAUUCUACACAUAGGAUUCUUGUAAUCUUGACUCUACUUUCAGAAAAAACUAAACAAAAACUAAACUAAAACGAUGAAUCACAGACUGGAGUCUUAAAUUAACACCCAUAAUUAAAAUUAAAAUCCAUGACUCAUUUCUAGGGUUCGACUGAUGACUAGCUGGACGAUUAUCAGAGCUGAUAUUCACCUUUUGGCCUAUUGUCUGUCUGUGUGUCACCCCCUGACAGUGUUUUCACUCACCACUCUUGCCCGAUACCCCACCAUAAAACCUCAAGAGUAAUGGCCAAAUACUAAACAUCUAUGGUACCUUUGGCAUUAUCACAGAACUUUAAAUCUAAGAACUUUCACAUAUUGUUUAAAGUUUCAGUUUUCUUUUGUAAAAAAAAAAGUCUGAUAAGGGAGUUUUGAGCUAUUUUAAACUAAAUUUUGACAGAAAGAUUUUUAAUUUAACUGUAAAUGCAUAUGGUUUCAAAUCAGUGUUGUUUUCGUUGACAAUGACGUUGACGAAAAUAUUUCAUCGUCAAGGAAAACAACACUGCAGAAUGUAUGUUUAGCAUUUGACUGACGAAAUGCUCAUGAAUUUUGCAACUCUGUUCGCCAUCCACCAGUAACGUUUUCUUCUAGUCUCGUCUUGUCAAUGUAAACGCACAUUCGUCUCGUCACAUUUUAGUCAUCUAAGAGUUACAUUUAGCUCGUUAACGUCACGUCUUCGUCGUGGAAAAAAAGGGGCGUUGACGAAUAUCAUAUGAAAACAACCAGUGUUGUCUUUGUUGACAUUGACGAAAUAUUUUCGUCAACGUUAUCGUCAACGAAAACAACACUGCUUCAAAUUAUGGGUUAUUGGAUUCAUGAACUACUAAUAAUCCAUGUUUGCUCUGAAAAUAAUAUCAGUCCAACCCUUUUCCUUAUUCUUGUUAAAAUCUUGAAGAAGUCUUUUUGUGACAACAAUUACAGCUUGCACUUUUUGCUGCCUGGCUUUCAUCUGUCUCACUUGGCUCUUACCUACUGGUAGUUCCUCUGUAACACUGCAGGACGUGGCAUUUUAGGAUUUUUUAUGCUGGCAUAGAUCUUUCAGCUUUUGUACUGUGUUUCGUCUUUGUCCAUUGUUGAAUCUCUUUUUUGUACUUUAGAUGUGUUAUGUAGUUCAGUGUUAGUGUUCGAAUACUGUGUGAUGGGCAGAUGAAGCCAUAUGAAGCUCUGGGGCUAAAUUUUGAAAGCUCCACUCUGAGCAAACACAUCUGGUGGCUUGUUAGAGUAAUAGCAGUCUUAAGCAUUAGUACACUUAUAUUCACAGUUAAAGUCUAUUCAAGAAACAAAAGUCUGUGACACCUUAAUUAAAACCAUCUCUGGUUUCAUUUACUACAUCUGUCUUUUAUUCUAAGUUAUAACAGCCUACUCAUACUUUCAUGUACUUCAGUGUGAGUUUGUUUCAAGUGCAUUAUCACAAAGCCCUAGUAUUUAUAUCUUAGAUGUACACAUCUAAAACACCAGUUAACAUGUUUGGUUUUGGGGUGCAUUGUGAAAGUACAAAAGGCGCAGAGAUGGUGAAACUCCACUCUGACACUGUUGUGGGGUUUCAUUGUGAGAGGAUUUUCUGUUGCAGUGUGCUGUUUGGUCGUGUUCACCUUUGUAGUCUAUUGAAACACCUAACAGCAUGAGGUGAAGUGGGCUUUUGUGGCGUUGAUGUUAACGAGUGUGUCGUGACCCAAUCUAAUAAAAUUAUCUUUAAACUUUUGGUGGAAGACUUGCUUCAUAAAAACAAUGAACAUCUACUACUUGGUGCAUGUUUGACAAAUUUCACAUUCACAUAAGUCUGAUGAUGCUAGUUGAAAAAGGAGAGAGGUUAAUGUCCUCUCCUAAGCUUGAGUCUCUAAGCUUUCAGAGUUAGGAAGUAAGGUAAUCGAACUGUGUUUAUGUAAUACUAUCUUUCACUAGUCUUCUAAGCACUGAAAGUGUUUAUAAAUUACAUGUCACAUACUUCUGUUUACACCACAUUCAUACACUAAUGGUGGAGGUUACUGUGUUCAACACCUAUCAUUAUUUGCUAAUCCCAUUCAAACACCAAAGGGCAGUUUGGGGUAAAGUGUCUGGUCCAAGGACACUUAAGCAUGGGGACAGCAGGACCUGUGAGUGAACUCACGACCUGUUUCCACUCGGAAACAUUUUUUGUUUUGUUGAUACAUCAUGGGUGUUUCAUUAGGUCUGGAAAACAGUUAUUGAUAUUUUGAGGUGUUUAUAUGACCUGACUGUAGCCUCUAAGCCUUCAGUACUUUGGGCUUGUACCUCUGUCUUUCUCUCUCUACCCCUUCUGCAUCAAUAACACAUUUUUGCUUGUUUUUAUCCUUUUAAUAUCAAUAUGUAUUCCUCUAAAAUGUCACACUAACAUGCUGUAACCAAGACGUACAGGCACUAGAUAGUAGCAGAGUAAGUACUUCCAUGUACCAUGUAACAUUGACUGCAUGAGCAAACAGUCUUUCAAGCAGGUUUAGAGUGAUAUCACUGUUCAAGGCUCGUUUUUUGGCCUCUAUUUUAGCAGUGGAAAUUGCAAGUUUACUUUGAGUAUGAUACUUGAGCAGAUUGGGUCCAUAAUAAAGAUAUUAUAAUGAGGCAAUUCAGAGAAAAUCAAUAAAUUAGAACAGUAUUAACACCAGGAUAAGAAGAAUACAAAAUGCCUGUAAAGGUAAAGUUCAGGAGUAAUGUCAUCAGAACUCCAGGAGGAAACAUAACAAGAGAAAUCAAAGAACAAUCUAUCAAAACAGUGGUACUAUUUUAAACUUAGAAUAUGGAAAUUCAGGAUAAACAUCAGCAUAGUAUUUACAUGAACCAGAGCGAUUACGCAGUAUAUUGCCAUGACCUUUUUUCUUUUAUGUCCCUGCUCAGCUCAAUAUAAUGCACAUCUGUGGGCAGACUACAAGAAAAUAAGCUCACUGAGACUUAAAUAUGGGAAUACAGCUCAAGCUUAAAGAUGGUUCUUAAAAGUGAAACUACUGACACAGUAACUGUCUUUGCUGUUCAAACAAACCUUUUACAUGGGUCGAAAUGCCUCUGAAAAAUCUUUUUAUCCGACUUGAAAUUGAAAAACCCGACAGCUAAUUUUCAGAUCAGCUACAGUGAAAGUUCAGCUCCCCUGAAAAAGUUGGAAGACUGCGCUCCAUUACUUGACUUUAUUCAGCUUCCAGUUGUCUCAGUGGGUCAGUAAAUCAUUUGGCAUCUCUGUGUCUUUUUUUCUAGAGUCGGUGUAGAUAGUAGUUACUGAGUAACUAAGGCACAUAACAAGCAUACCAACCCACUUUGCAUUUAUUACUGAGAUAAACUCUGUGCUUUCAGUGAGUGAAUAUCACUCUUUUGUGCAGGUGCAGACGCCCGUCAGCUCACCAUCCCAUCACUGGCGUCUGCUUUUAAAGACUCUAUCAUUACACAGAGACCAGAUUAUUACAUACAACACUGUUUUUUGGACAUCUGUCAACCCUAAAGGCCCAAUUACACAAACACACAUCAGGAAUGAGUCCAGGUUAAGAUUGCUGUAAAUGUGUUAAUUGUGAGGCUUCUCGUGAUGCUGUUUUAAAUUCAUGUGCAGUUUACAUGGAUGUCAUCAUGUACUUCCUGAGUUUUGGACUUUAUCUGAACCCUGUGUUAGUCAUAAAGCCUUGUCCACCAGCAGAUGAUGAUCGAGUGAAACAUGUAAAAACUUGAGGGGUGGUGUCAUGAGAGGAAAACUGUAGGUCCAGUACAUGUACAGGUGCAGCUCAAAAAAUUAGUGUCCCGAAAAAGUAAAAUUCUUCCCAUAUAAUUAAUUCAAAAAGUGAGACUUGUAGAUAUAUAUAUUAGAUUUGUUACGCUAAGUGAAUUAUUUUAGUUUUUUUUUUUUGUUUAAUACAAAAACCUGAGAAUUUUGUGUAGAAGUCCAGUCUCUUGUCAGUUCUUGUCAGACUGCCGACCUGACAGUUGUCCAGAAGACCAUCGCUGACCCCCUCCACAAGGAGGAUCGGUCACUGCUGAAAAGUCCGGCUGUUCCCAGAGUCUGUAUGGAAGCAGAUUCAUGGAAAGUUGACUGAAAGAAAGUGAGGGAGCAAAGGGAGACUAAGCAACAGAGAUGAGAGCAGCCUUGAGAAGAUUGUCAAACAGAGCAGAUUCAAGAACUUAAGGGGGCUUCACAAGGACUGGACUGGGCUGGAAUCAGAGCAUCAAGAGCCAUCACACACAGAUAUGUCCAAGCACAUGGACUACAAGAGACGUGGUUUUGCUGUCAAGACACUCCUGAACCCCCUGACCUGAUGUCAUAUAAGUUUCACCUAGACUAAGAAGACAGAGAACUGGAUUAUUGCUCAGUGAUCUGAAGUCCUAUUUCCAGAUCUCGUUUGGAAAUCCCAUCGUCUGGAGGAAGAUCAGAGAGGCCCAGAAUCCAAUAGCGUGAAAUUUCCACAGUCUGUGAUGGUUUGGGGUGUCAUGAUAUUUGCUGCUGUUGGUUUACUGUUUGUGUCAUAUCAAGUCCAGAGUCAAAGCAGCCUUAAGUCCACUUUCACAGAAAUGAAUGCAAAAGGAGCCCAGACUGAGCACUGAACGGUUAAUCUGGACAGUCCUAAUUUUUCUUCAUUCAAGCCGAGCCUCCCUGAAAGUUUUCAUGCUGUGUUUGUCAAGAAGUGACCACAGUUUAGUUGGGUAACAACUUGUUCACCAGAAGUCUUAUUUUGCCAUUUAGUUGACACGUUUCAUAAUUACUUCCUUUCAGUCCCUUUGUCAGCCUCUAAGCGUCUCCAACAACAGCAGCGUCCAACCAGGAGUGCCACAAACCGUGAACGUCACGAUUACUGCCUUCUUUGAAAACUACAUGCCAUCCAAGCGUGCCGCUGUGUUUUGCAGUCACAUCCGCUGUUUUCACAUCACAAGUCACAGAAGCCCCAGAGUCUGUCUUCCUCUCUCUGUUUGCAUCACUUUCUUUGUAUUUGCCACUUCUUUUCUCAACCCUAAAAACCAAAAGCCUCUUUAAGUUACAGUGCAAUCUGCAAUCUGGAAACCCAACAAAACUCGAACAUAACUGUUAUUCUUUGCGCACUCAAAAGUCAAGGCGGGGAGUUGAUACGAUGAAAGAGUUCCACUUUAAUUUGAAGUCUAGGUUGACCAGGCAGGAUGGGAUUUCAAGUUUAAGCAAAAAGUCUAAGUAAUGCUGUUUUAUGUCAAUAUUUUCAGGUUACACAAGCCACAAAUCAGAUUGUGAUGAACUGUGCUGACAUCGACAUCAUCACAGCUUCCUUUGCACCACAGGGAGGAGAAGGUGAGGACCGACCUGUGUCAGCUUUUUCCACCUUUUUUUCCUCCUUUUGAAUUGACUCUCCUGAAAAUAUACUGUUCAUAGCUUUAAUCGUUUCAUCUCUACUUUUGGAUUAACCUCAGCCUGCUCCUUCUUUUUUUUUUCUCUCCCUCUCUUUCUAGAAAUAAAUGCGACAGGAUUUAACUAUCAAAAUGAGGAUGAAAAAGUCACCCUGUCAUUUCCUAGCGCUCUACAGAAAGGUAAGAGAGGGCCCACUUUACUCUGUGUCUUUUUCCAUCGUCGCUGCUGUUGAAGAGUAACAGAUUUUCAGACUCUGGUUGUGGCUGAAUGAACAUUGCGACUCUCCUUCCCCCAGGCUCCGGCACGUUGAAGAUAGACUUUGUUGGGGAGUUGAACGACAAAAUGAAGGGAUUCUAUAGAAGUAAAUAUACAACCUCAGCUGGAGAGGUCCGCUACGCUGCUGUCACACAGUUUGAGGUGAGUGAACGGCCGCUAGGGAGUUGGAUGUUUUCUUUUGGGAAAGUGGAGUGUGUUGCUUAACCUACUGCUUGCCUGUAUUGCAACACAGUAGGGUGUGAAGGUCAUGUGAUUCCUGGUAUGCCAUAAUUGUCCCUGAGAUAAAGCAAUAACUCCGAUAUGCUUCUAUUUACUGCUUAUGUUUACUUUAUGAAUGCCUCUAUGUAUUGAGGUGAUUCUUGGAGAGCUGAGCCAUGAACCAGGUCGGUCUAGAGUGGUGGAUAAAUGGGGAGGUGGGGAGAGGGAGAGUGAGUCACUUUCACCUGCAGGACAAACACCUGCUGUUUACACACACGGUUUUCUACCACAGAGUGUGCGCUCUGUAGAGCAUGAACUUAUGAGAGACAGUUUCCAUUAAGGCUGAUGUUGAGCUUGGUGCUACAAUAAGAAAAAUGCAGUUUUUAGGGCUAUGAAAGGAUUGAAUUUCUAAAGUGUGAUAGUUGGCAUGUUUUUAAUCUGAUGUUAACCAUGUACAGCAGUGGUGUGGGAAUCGAAUAGAUGGAAUAAAAUGUUCUUUGUGAUCUGAACUAUUAGAUUAAUCAGUCAAAUAAAUGCUGCACUGCUACACCGGUGGAGUCUGAAACCGUUAUUCAGAGAUAGGAGAUAGCAUCCAUGUGCUCAUUCUGUUAAAUACAGGAUUUAUUUUUUAUUUUAAGACUGUUACAGAUGAGGUGAUAUACAGCAGAGCAAAAACCUCCAACAGAGUCAGUAUGAUGGGCAGUUGCACCAAGAAACUUUGACCAUUUACUCACAUCCAGGGAUCCUUGGUUGUCGCGAUAGUAUUUUCACUUUUUAGUUGGGUUGUUUUCUCCUUGGUCCUAUAUGCAUGAGAGUAUGGCACUCUAUGACUCAAAGAUCAUAUCAUGCAAAGCUGAGGGCAUCUCUUAAGACUCUGGUUUCACACAAUAUUAACUGGCCUCUGCUGUCAUUUCCCCUGAGCAUAUUUCAAAAAGGUGCUCUGCCAGCUUUAACCAUGUAAAAGUAAUGUACAGUUUAUGAGUGAGGGGGUUUCUUUACGUUCUCCAACUCUUAGUAGCUUUUCAAUAUUUCAGAGGAUUCUCAAAUACUAUAAUACAGGAUAUUCCUGUGUAAGUUUAAGCCAUGGUCAAACAUACCAUAACAUUGAGCUAGACCCCCCUAGAGAGAUGAAUGCCGACCGCAUGCUUCUCUAGUUAUACCAACUUCAGCAAAGACCGCGCGAUAGCAAUACAUAGCAGUCUAUGCCUCCACGCGCAAACCGCAACAAAAAAGCCACUCCAUAGCCACAAAUAAUGCUAUAGAGUGGCACCUGACUUCAUCAACAGUACACAUAGGUUCCCAGCCAUAGUACGAGCCACCAGACAUCGUUUUAACUUUGACUAAUUUCUUUAGCAAAGAGACUAAACACAACUCACCCACUCUCCUUCAGCAGCUGCUUGUUUGUGGGGGGGAGCCCUGACGAGUCGAUCACCGAGUGCAGCGAAGUUCUGCAGCUCAAAGAAGAACAUUUAUGAAAAUUUAUGAUUUUUGCGUUCAUGAAAACAACAACAGAAAUGACAACUGUACUAAAAUGAUGGAUAACAGGCAACAGUAUGAGCUGUUCCUCAAUUCUACACAUGAGUACAAGAACGCAAAAUCUGUUUUAGGACUUUCAAAAUUGUAUAAGAUAAAGAAAACGUGUUAAAGCUGUGGCAGCUCGUGUCAUUCCAAAUAAUUCCCCCUUCAUCUGAUAAUGACCUAUUUAUUUAUUUUUUAUUUUUACACUUUCAUUGAGUCUAAUAUUACAUACAGAGGCACCAAGGAUGACAUAUUGUGGAGGGCACCUCAAACCUGAAAAUAACGUAGAUACGACAUUUUCAGGUCCACUGCUGUCCAAAGAGAGUCACAAAAAGUAGCACCUUUCCUUUCGGUCACAGAGACUGUCCACAUUUUAAUGAAGCGUUGCUCCAAAGUUUGCAAAGAUCUCACUAACUAUGUCUGUUAUUCAUUGACAGUUAAGGGAUGCACCACUUCCACUACUCUGUCUUUUUUUUAAACAACAUUAGUCAUUGUUAGUUAAAUCCAAAAACAGGCAUUACAUUAUUGGCACAACAUUAUUUAGGUCAUCACAACCCCAAAUCUUACUCAGAGACAUGUAUUUGUCUUUUUUCUUGUACACACCCAGAGAGCGUGGGAGUGUCUGGCGUCCAUAUGCCCACACUGUUUCCAGUAUGGCUGAUGUGACAGAAAAUGCAGGUUUUUAAGGUGUGGUGUUAAAAAUAAGAACACUCAAUUUUUCCAGGAGAAGUCCUUCCCUCCACUUUUUUUCAUUUUGCCUUUUUUCAUGGAAAAACUUGCACACUGUGAGUGUAAGGAACGAAAUAAAAUGAGAAUUUACAAACACAAAGAGCUUCAGACGCAGAUAUUGUGACACAGAAACAAAAGUUGUGAGUCAAAUGCUUGUAAAAUUCUGACACACUGUGACACACUUCCUGCAUUUUUCUUAAUAGUCAGUCACAUCCCUGAUAUAGAUAAUCGACAGUUUAUUGGCCUGUUCAAGCUAUUUCAUUGUUUUUGUUUUCACUUUUUCCUGCGUUGUUUCUCUAUAUUGUAACAUCCACGACAUUAACAACCACCUUUUCACCCUCUACUGUACCCGUGUGUCCAUGCUGAGACGUCACAAAGUCUCACUGAUUAAAAUCACAGUGAUGAGAAGGGAGAAGUCACAACGACAGGCUCAGGCUUGUUUUCAGUUGCAGUUCAAGAUCUGGACUUGUCUGGAUUCUAACACCUAUCUCUCUCUCUCUCUUUCUGGCUCUCUUCCUCCCUUCAGGCCACGGACGCUCGCAGAGCUUUCCCCUGUUGGGAUGAGCCCGCCAUUAAAGCCACCUUUGACAUCUCCCUGAUAGUUCCCAAGGACCGGGUAGCCUUGUCAAAUAUGGUACGUGUCGUAUGUUCUUCACUCCCUCAGAGAAACACCAGACCCCAGACUGCCUGAGUCACUUUCUGCUGAUGAUUUUCACUCGUGUGUCUGUGUGCAUGUUUAUAUAUAUGUGUGUGUGUGUGUAUGUGUUUUCUCCCUCUCGUCUUUCUUCCCUCUCUUUUCUGCCCGAAGCUUACGUAACACAGGGUGGACAGUCACAGUAUAUUCUUCCACUGCUUUAUUUUCUCUUUAACUCCAUGUGAAGUGUAACUACUAUACAAGUGAAAUAAGCCUGCUUGUCAUCAAAAGAAAAUCUCUUUUUGUGUCUGUCAGACUCGCUUCUCUGUCUGUAAUUCCACCUGAAGGCAUUUGCAGCUAAACUACAUCAGAAAACAUCAUCUGGCUCAGAUUAUAUUUUCCAUCAUCACCCCUCCAGGCUAACAGGGCUCACAGAGGGGUGAUGAUGAGGUGAAUUUGGGACAUAAACGCAGUCUGUCAUUUUUAAUGACAUGUUGUGUUGAAUCCAGGUCAGUUUCCUUCUAGUCGGGACAACAGAAUUCAGUUACAGGAGACAAAUUUCCCCAGAAUAUCUCUCAGAAAUAACCCUGGUUAAUGCUGUAAAAGUGAAUAAACAAUUACAGACAGAUCACAGACAGAUCACAGACCAUCCAGUGCAGGAAUUUGAUUAGUCCAGCCGGCAGCACAGCACACAUUGAUAUGAGUCCAGCUCUUGACCUUUAGCGCUCAAAUACCUGCUGAAAUUUAUUUUCUCAGCAAGUAAAGUGUGACCUUUUAAAGUCCACUGCUGCACUAUGCUGCUUUCAGUGUGUCUGUGGAAACAGGAGGGUUUAAACACCGACACAGAUAGAAGAGAUAUCCACUCAUGCUCAGAUUAGUAUCAAACAGGCUGCCUUAAUGCCAGCAGAGAUACUUAAAGGAGGAGUCUGUGAUUUUCUUUACACAAAUGGCACAAAACGCCAAACACUCUCCUGCUAAGAAAUAUUGUAUAAUGAUCCAAAGUCUGAAAGCGUAUUUUGUCUAUUACCCUGUAGAUCCCCCAUCCUCAAAAAUAAAAUGUAUGUUUUAUCCAUAUUAUGUAGCCAUACUAAUAAAUGAGAUUGUCCAUACCUUGGUUGGCCUUUUAAGUUACAAACGAGUAAACAGAGAGACAAGUUUCAUCCAGUUUUCAACAACUCCUCAAGCAUCCUGACAUAAAAACUGACCUGCAUCUGAAGGAGAUACUUUUGAUUAUUGCCUCCUCCUGCUCAUCUCCCUUCUCCUCUCUCCCCUGCCUGCUAGUGUGUAUCACUGUUGCUCAUCAUGUUGAAGAUACAGCAGUCCAUCAUUCAUCUUAGCGGGAGCGGCAACUUCCUCAUGUUCCAAACUUUGUUUCACAAUGAUUCAAGUUGUUAAUGAGGAAGUUGCUGUUGGGGAAGAGAAGGAGGGUGCGCUUCUUUUAACUUACAGCAUGUGACGGGCAAGCACAUCAGGUGGCCAAACAAUUUUUCUGUCUUGAUUAUCAUAUUAUUUUGACCAUGGGAGGCCGAAUCGUUAUUGAAUUUAAAAUCCUAAUCGUCACUCAGAUUCAAAAGAGACCCUGCCUUUAAUUGAGAGAGGCCUCUAUUAGAACUUUUACAGUAUUAUCCAUUGUUGUCAGUAUUUGUGUCUAGAAGAGUCUUCUGUGUCGGUUGUAAUCUAUGGUUAUUGUUCAGAGUCACUUUUGGACACCCAGUAGUCCAUUCAGGAGAUGCACCAAACUGAAAAUGACUUAUUUUUAUCACUUAUGCAGUAAACCGUUUGAAACUUUGCUCAAAUCAUAUCAAAAAUGUUCUCGCUGCUCUGUGUGCAGCUGCUCUUCUUUGUAAUAGUUUUUUAUUGUAAAUUUCAGAAUCAUCUGUACGCUGUGUGCUCCGUGUGUUGCCCGUUUAACAAUCAUUCUUGUUGAGUCCUGGCUCCUGUUAACACUGUAAAUUUCCCUGCUGUGGGAUCAAUAAAGAUUAAUCUUAUCUCUGAUUUUAUUAAAAGCCUUUUAUUAUCCUCUUUUCUCCAGAAUGUCAUUGAUCGAAAGCCAUAUCCAGAGGACGAAAACCUCGUGGAGGUGAAGUUCGCCACCACACCCAUCAUGUCCACAUACCUUGUAGCUUUUGUCAUUGGUGAAUAUGAUUAUGUGGAGAGCCAAUCAUCAGACGGUAUAACGGUACGGGUCUACACACCUGUCGGGAAGGCAGAACAAGGGAAAUUUGCACUGGAGGUGAGAUUGUUGUGAAGAAUUGAAAUCAAUAUCUGAUUGUUUUCCUUUGAGAUAUUUUGACCUCAUUGUUUUUCUUUUUUACAGGUUGCAACAAAGACCUUACCAUUUUACAAAGACUACUUCAGUGUUCCUUAUCCAUUGCCUAAAAUUGAUCUCAUAGCUAUUGCCGAUUUUGCUGCUGGUGAGCUGCAUUCAAUCAAUCAGUAAUCUCUUUUAUGAUACAAUUCAAUAAUAAAAUAUUGAAUCUGAGAACACUAAUUACUUCCUCUUUUUUAGGUGCCAUGGAAAACUGGGGCCUUGUUACCUACAGGUGAGCUUCACUUUUUUUUCUAACUGAAACUUUUUGCAGAACUUGUCCAGGUGUGCAUAUGUUUGUGUUGGGCUCUUACUGAUCCUGUUGUAAACUGUUCGCAGUGUGACUAGCUGUUUGUGUUUACUAUUAACUACUAACAGUUCAGCUGUGUUUUUUUUUUUUGACUAAGUAUGAUAUGGUAAUGAUUCAUGCUUAGUUUCCACACGUCUAUAUUGACCAACCAUCAAAGAAAAACAACUCUAUUGUCACUGAGGUCCAGAACUCUUGGAAUAACUUCACUCAAAGAAAAUCAGAGUAUUUAAAGGAGUAAGAAGGGCUCAGUAAGUUUUCUGGAGUGAUCAGCUGCAGCUGGAAAUUUCUCAGUGGCUAAAGGAUGCUCUGUGUUUGUGAAACCCCUGAGAUUAUCAUAAUUAAGAUGCCCUAUAAAAAAAAAGAAAAAAAAAAGGCCAACUUCUUCAUUAUGCUGUCUGACACUGCAUCGUAGAAAUGAACUCCAUCCUUAAUUAGGAUGAUGCUUUUUUAUCUGCCAUGUAAGAGCACAAAACAAAACUCUGUAUUAACAACACAAAGCUCUUUGUUUGCAGACUUGAUCUGCAGUGCUAAAAUACUUAACAAGGGUUUUUAAAUUGAUUGUAAUGUUGUGAUGUGUCAUAUGCACAUUUUUAGUACAUUGAAGAUGAGAUCAUUUCUUAACACCAUAAAAUAAAAGUGAAAUAUUAUUGAGUAUAUAUAUGAGGAGAGGGGAAUCUUACUGUUAGUCACACAUCUGAUGUAGAUGUAAAAGGGUUUAUUUACCAACUUUAUUUCCUGAGUUUUGGCAAAAUUUCAGUAUAAUUUCAUUUCCUGCAGUAGUUUAGAAAUAAUUUGUCAACAUAUUUACUCUUUUAAUAAUACCCAGACUGUCAACUUUUAGAGAGAAAUAAUGAAACAGCUUUUGUAAAUGUAAAUAUUCCAUCAGACAUCAAAACACUGAUCAAUAAUUUAUUAACCAAAGAAUACAUUUAUUGAUCAUGGAAAAAAACUGACAGGUUAAUCAUUGAUUAAGGUCGUAGCUCCACUUCACUUAGACGUUUUACACUGUAGCCCUUAAUGGGUUCAAAGUCAGUGUGAGUAAUAAUAUUUUAUGCUGCAGUUUAUUUGUAAUCAUGAAUAAUCAUGUCAUACUGGUAGAUUUCCAAACUUGUAGUGGAAAGUCUCUGUGAGUGAAGAAACGAUUGUUGCUCCAUCUUUCCUGAAUUCAACUGAUUCAUUUUAUUAUUGAGUUUUUUAUUCCUAAUUUACCAUUUUAAAAAACCUAAUAAAUCCAAUAUUUUGAUAGUCAUAAUCCACAUCAGUCAAACUCUUCUUUUCAUACAGCCCCAAUUCACAAUUUUUGUCUCCAGAAACUUUAAACAGUGAGCAGGUUAGACUUCAUUCUCUUUCUCAUCUUGAAAAAGGCCCAACAUCAAGAUAAAACAAGUUUUAAUCUCAGUUGGUAAGAUAAAACUUAUUCUUAACUCAUCUCAAUCCAUGACAAGCAACGUGUUUUGCAGCAUUGGCAAGUUACAAUGAUAAAUAAAAACUAAUGACCAGAGGCAGGCUCAUAUUAGACAGUUAUCUGCGGAGACUGUUGGGAUUACAGAGGAGAUACAGAAAGAAAGAGAAAAGGACAGAGGUCCUUAUUAAAGGGUUGCUGUGUACUUUGACGGCAGUGUUGGCUCUUUAAUAAUUUUGUGGUUAGUGGGAGGUGCUGCCAUCUGUCAGGUGUUCAGAUUUGCAUACAGCAGCAGGCUCCAUUCACUGACCAAAUACAGCAGCAUGUCAUCCUGCAGCUUUUCUUCAUGAGCAGCCCAGCAGCUGAUUUUGGCGUUUGAAGGUUUGAUGGAGGAGGAACUCUGCUGGCGUUCAGAUGAGGUGUCGACCUUCAGCCUGAUCUCUGACUCUCUGUGGUUUUUAUUUCCAGGGAGACAGCUCUGCUCAUCGACCCCAAGAACUCCUGCUCGUCCUCCAGGCAGUGGGUGGCUCUGGUGGUCGGACACGAACUCGCCCACCAGUGGUUCGGGAACUUGGUCACCAUGGUAACCUGCCAAUAUGCUCCAUCAGUUAUUUUAACCUGAAAAUAAAAUGACAGAGACAGAUUUUUAAAAAUCCAUGCUGUGAGUCGUUUCAAAUUAAACUAAUAGUAACAUAUGAAUAAUGAAAUUCAGCAUUAUUCAAGAGAUAAAAGUGAAAAUAAAAGGUGCUUUCACUGGAAGAAGAAACCCAUAACAGUACAAAGAGAAAUCAGUUUAACAAAAUGAGGUUUAUGCAGCGUUUAUGACAGACAAAAGAGAUAAAAUGUUGUUUGUGUGUCCCAGGAAAAGGGAAAUAAACUGUAAAAAGUUAAACUUUGCCUUUAAUGUUGAGGCUAAUGAAGUUUUUUAGACAAUGGGUUGGAUAUUGAGACGGUUUAAGGAAGACACAUUCGGCUCUGAGACAUUUUUUGGCGUAUGUUGAACAUUUAAAGGCUAAAUGAUUUAUUGGAUCAUGGGGGAAAUUAUUUUAUUUACUGGUGUUACUAUUUUACUAAUAAAGAAAAUGCUGACUUGAUUGUGAAGACUCCUCGAUUUGAAACGAGUGACCAGCAGAGGGGGCUGAUGCAGGUCUCAAUAAAUUGGUCGUAGGCAGCAGGGUCUGCCUAUCCCCCUACUUGUACCAACUCUACAUCUACUGAGCUCAAAUACUGUAGUGAUGGCUAUCAGAACAGCAAAGACAGAUAAUGCUGAAAGAGCUACACGGUUGCACUGACAAUGUACAUUGGGGACGUUAUGAGGAAUAUAUUUAAAGUCAGGUCAUCAUGUAUUCUUCAGGAAUAACUCAGACUUUAUAGAGGAAAUGGACAGUUUUGUUGGACUGGAAUUAAGUAAUCAGACUUAACAAGUGUUUGUGUGCAUGUAUACAGGAAUGGUGGACCCAUCUGUGGUUAAAUGAGGGCUUUGCUUCCUGGAUCGAGUACCUAUGUGUGGACCACUGUUUCCCAGAGUACGACAUCUGGACCCAGUUUGUCUCGGCAGACUACACACGUGCUCUGGACUUGGAUGCACUGGACAGCAGCCAUCCCAUCGAGGUGAGCUGAGGAGAGAUUCAAAGUUAUUGGAUGUAAAGCUGUUAGAAUCAGACAUAAAGGGUGAAAAGAGGGUUUAAAAAAGGAAACAUUAAGGGUGUUAUAUAAAAGAAAUUAUUGAUGUAUGGAGGGCUUAUUAAAGGAUGUUAUAAAGGCUUUCAAUAUGCAUAAAGAAGGAUUCACUAAAGAGUAUACUUAGGGCUUAUUAAGGGUGUAAUUAAGGACACACAAAGGCUUACAUAAAGGCUUAAUAAAUGGUGUGAAAAAGGCUCAGUAAAGGGUGUAGUUCAAGCUUUAUAAAAAGCUUAAAAAGGUAUUAUAAAGGGGAUUUAAAGGCUUAAUUGAAGGUUUAAUUAAGGUUUUAUUAGACUUCGAUAAGGGUGUUAUAAAUGGUCAAGGAAAGGCUUAAUAAAGGUGCUCAAGACUACAGAAAGGCUUAAAGAAAGAAUGUUGUAAAAUCAAGGGUGUAAGUAAGGCUUUUUAGCUUUAAAAAGUCUUAAAGGGUGUUUUAAUAGGUGCAACAAAGGCUUAAGUAAGGCUGUAAUGAAACGUUGAAAAGAAUGUAAUUAAGACUUUAUAAAUAGUGUAAUUAAGGCUUUUCAAAGGCUAAAUGGAGGGUGUUAUAAAGUGUAAUAAAGGCGUUACACAGUGUAAUUAAAGCUUAAUGAAGGCUAUAAAGGGUGUUUUCAAGGGUCUAAUAAAGGCUUAAUAAAUGUUGUAAUUAAGGCUUUAUAAAUACUAACAGAAGCGUGUUAUAAAGACUUAAUAAAUGGUGUAUCUAAAGCUUUAUAAAGGCUACAAGAAGAAUGUUUUAGAGGGUGUAGUAAAAGCUCAAUAAAGGAUGAGCCUAAUGCUUUAUAAAGGGUGUAAUGAAGGCUUUGUAAAGGCUAAAAGCAGGUUGUUAUAAAGGGAGCAGAAAAAGCUUAAUUCUGGCUAUAAGUCUGUCCUCUUCAUCUGCUUGUGCUCUGAGUGUAAUAGCUCCAAAGGUGACUUAAGACCCUCCAACUCAUGAUUUUGUGUGUCUUUUGUGCUCCAGGUGAAUGUGGGCCACCCAUCAGAGGUCGAUGAAAUCUUUGACGCCAUCUCCUACAGCAAAGGAGCAUCAGUGAUCCGCAUGUUGCACAACUACAUUGGAGACGAGGUGAGUUACCAACACACUCGAGUGGCUCGCAGCAUUUUUCUUCAUCAACGUUUAACUCUGACACUUCCCUCGCAGGAUUUUAGGAAAGGAAUGAACGCGUAUCUUUUGAAGUUCCAACAUAAAAACGCUUCGACAGGUACGGACACGCUGCAGAUUAUUUCUUAACAGUUGUGUGUAUUGAUUUCACGGUUUCUCAAACUCCUGACUCUCUGCUGUUACUCCACAGAGGACCUAUGGGACUGUCUGCAGCAGGCCAGUGGAAAACCCAUCGCUGCAGUGAUGGGCUCAUGGACCAAACAGAUGGGCUUUCCUAUAAUCGUCGUGGACCAGGAACAGGUGAGCUUCACUGGCGUACAGUGUUUUAAAUCAUGGCCCCCAUUAUUGUAAUAAACCACCAGAAGUGAAGCCGCCUUUGCUGUGGUGGCGUCUACUCAAAACAUCUACCUGUUUUAAAACAAGCUGUUUUUAGCUGUGGUUGAUUUUCUGCUCUUACUUUUACUGUCGACACAACUUUUAAUGGGUAUGAAGGCAGCGUGAUCGUCAAGAAGCUGCAUGUAAACAUUACAGCCUUGAAUUAGUCCGUCUUGUUUAUUCAUUCAUUAUUCUGAAUUUCAGUCAAUUUUUUGAACUCAAAAAACUCCUCAUAGAGGCUUUAAUCAAGUGUAUUUGCUGAUGUUACUAGUUUGUGUUUUGCCUCCAUGAAGCCACAUUGUCUCCAUCAGAUCUGUCUGGUCUCCCUGUAUUUAUCUGAAUCACUCUUUAAAGAUCAAACUCCAGAAUCACUCCACUUUUCCUUUUAUUUUCAUGUGUGUAGAGAAUGAACCAGCAGAAGUGAAAGCUUUGUCUUAUGACCCGGUCUUCUUUUGUAAUCCUGCUUUUUGAUUCUCAUUUAUUUUUUCUAGCAAGGUGAUGACCGCAUCCUUAAGAUAUCUCAGAAGAAGUUUUGUGCCAGUGGACCACAUAAUGGUAAUUGUUUUGAAGAUCAAACUUAAACCCCUGACCUGAAAAGAACCUCAGUGUUGUUUUACUACGCCAGCUGCUGAUUGGCUCUUUCACAUGUCCGUUCUUCAGGUGAGGACUGUCCCAGCUGGAUGGUCCCUAUUAGCAUUUGUACCAGCGAGGACCCAAAAUACACCAAGCUCAAGGUUCUGCUGGACAGACCGGAGACCACCAUCACCCUCAACAGCGUCGGCCCUGACCAGUGGGUCAAGGUGAGGUCAAUCGUUUUUCUCAGUCACGAUAAAUUCCAGCUUUUCACUUCACUUUAUAACCAGCAGUAGACCAGUUAUCAACUGAUUGAUUAUCGGGGCCAGUAUUGACAUUUAGAUGAUUAUCUGUUUUGGCUUCUUACUUUGCGGAAGGCAGAUCAAAUUAAUAAAACAUUGUGCUACUUAAGUGUGUCACUGUGGGUGUGUGUUUCCCUCUGCCUCACCUAAUUUCUCCCCGCAACACUGUCUGAUUGGCUAGACCUCACAUUACCAUGUGACACACCUGUACUGUAAGUGUGACUAGUUAAUUGUUAACUCCUGCUGAUGAUUUCAAAAGUUUAAUGAGUCAUUUUUUGUGAACUCCGUCGUUUCAAAACAUUAUAAUAUGACUCGAGUCUGACUUACAUUCGGCUCCUAAAAUCUACAAAAAAGUCACUAACAAACAAAGACAACCAGAGGCUGAAGCUGAUGUGAAGUUUGACAGAAAUAAAUAAUUAUUGCUGGAAAGACUUUCUAGAGAAUCAAGAAGUCAUGAGCUGUCUCAGUUUGUCCUGUUUUCAUGCAAAGUGUGAAAGAUCAGAGUUCAAACAAGGUGCACAAACCAAGGUUUCUGAUUGUUAGUCAUGAGGAGGAGCGGGAGAGGAUGUGGUCGCAACAGUCGCACCCACAACUCCUCUAUCAGCUGCACACAUGUCCAGCAGAGGCUCACCCAGACUGAAGAGAGGACAGGUUUCUUAGUUCUAGGUUGCUCUGGUCUGUGGGACUGUAAAUCUGUCUUCACGAGUCGAUGUGGACAGACUUGUUCCAUCUCUCAUGGGUGUAACUUGUAAAUGAGCACAGCUUGUCAACAAUGUUUUUGCCUGAACAAAGAAUCGUCAAGAGGAAAGUGAAAAUGACUGAGGCUUCAUACAGCUGAGACUGACCUGUUAAUAAUGCUUCAAUCCUGUUGCUCUGCUUGUUUUACAUUCCUGUUGGAGACAUAAGUAUGAAUGUAAUGAAGAGGCUCCAAAACUUUCAGAGAAAGUUUCUCUGUCACCUGCUUUUUGUCCAUCAAACGUCACAAUUAUCAGUGUUUGCUUAGUUGGGGAAGUGUUUCCACUGUUGACUAAAGCCUCCGGCUUUAACAUCAGGAUAACACUGUUCCCCUCUCUCUGAACCAUGUUGUAUAAAAGCGCUCAGUCUGAGGGUAAAAAACAGUAAAAUUACAUCAUUUCGCCCCCCCACGCUCUGACCCAGUUGUGUCCCUGCUGUUCACAGAUCAACCCCGGCACUGUGGGCUUUUAUCGUAUCCAGUACAGCUCAACCAUGCUGGAGAGUUUGCUGCCGGGCGUCAGAGACCUCAGCCUGCAGCCCGUGGACCGGCUGGGCCUGCAGAACGACCUCUUCUCACUGGUAAAAUCCCUCUUGUGAAUGAAACAAUCAACAACAUUUCUCCUUUUUUCUAAAGCAAAGACAGUUUGAGUGCCCUGAAUGUGGUGUAGACGAAUAAACAGGGAGUUCAGAAAACAGGAAGGCUAAUAGAUGAAAGUGAGAGAUAUUAAUCGUCCGAGUCGUCAUUGAAAUCCAGACAUUUUAAAGUCUUAAUACAACAGCAGGACUGAUUUAUCGUUGUCAGAGGUUUUAAACAGAUGAUAAAACAGCCUGCAAACGUAAUGAAUAUUUCGGCCAACAGGUUAAAACCACAGACUGAAAAGAAUAGGUGGUAAUAACCACAUCAGGUCAUGACUCUGAUUUAAAGCUUUGAGAAGCUGAAACAUCUGAAUCCAUCUCUGUCAGCUAUCCAAUGUGGUAAUUUACAACAAGCUUUAAUAGUGAUAAAAAAAACAGAUUACAAGAAUGAAGACAAGCUUCAUAUGAAAGAUUUCAUCAUAUUAGAAGGUUGAUAUAUCAAUAACACGAUACCAACUUUGACUUUAUUCUCUGGAUAUUAAGAUUCAGAUUUCCACAAACUCUUACAAUAAAACACUCACGUUUUCACUGUUAUAUUUUAGCUAAUCAAAAAGGAUGCAAAUUUGUUUAGAACUCUUUUCAGGGGUGCUUUAAACCAAAGUGACAUUUAAAAACCAAGGAAAGACUAAAUUAACCCUCUUUGUGUUCCUGUGGUUAUUGAACACAAUCAUUAAAUUUUGAUUUUAAUAGUUUUCUUUUGUCUUGUUAAUAUCAUAGAUCAUAACUGCCCUUGUAUUUUCUCUUAAUGUGUUUGCUCCUGAAAACAACUCUUUAAUGAUAAAAUAGCAACUUUAUCCCUGAAAAGUAACCACUUUAUUCCUGUUUUGCUAUGGCAUUAUCAUUGACUUUUUCCUUUAUACAAUAAGAAUAAAGCUGAAUGAGUUUUUUAUUCUUUAAGACAUUAUCCGUGUGUUAAAACAGCUUCUUUCUCAAACCAGAAAAGACUCAUAUUUUCUUUUAGUUUGAGAGCAACUAUGAUUUAUUUGUAACCAGCUGUAAACAUGUUUGUCUCUGCUUGUUGAAAAUGUUGUAACUCUCCAGGGCUCUACAGGAUUUGACCCACAUUUGAAGACAGCCUCUAGUGGCAAUUUCUGAAACUGUAGCUGUGAAUGUUUCAGGAAUUUCCAGCUUGUUGCUAUUCGGUUAUCAGGUUGCAAAAAAGUUGAUAUAGAGUCUCAUGAUUCUGGAUUGAAGCUCCUGACCUCCAGAACUUAGACAUGCAUCACAUCACAUGGCGUGUCGGCUGUUCCUAUGACACUCAGAUACACUCAGGGAAACAUUUUUCGACACUUGUUUAUUUUGUUUAUUUGUAGUACACAAAGAAAAGAAGAGAGGAACUGUGCAGAGCAGCCAAUCAAACCUUAAGGGCUUCACGAUUGGCACUCCUUAUGAGAAACAGGAGUUGUUAAAGAAACUCCAUCAGUCUGCUGAUGUUGUUUCUUGUUUUCAAGAAACUUUCUCCUCUGUUGGUCUUUUACUUUAAGAGGGAUGAGCGACAGUCCUCCAGGUCAUCUUCUAUAAAGUCCAGUACAUCCGUUCUCCAGGAAUUUGUCUCUGAUAUGAGUUUUUGUUCCAGUCCCGUGCAGGGAUGAUCAGCACGGUGGAUGUGCUGAAGCUGAUGGAGGCGUUUGUCAACGAGCCAAACUACACGGUGUGGAGCGACCUCAGCUGUAACCUAGGAGUGCUGUCCUCACUGCUGUCCCACACCGACUUCCACGAGGAGAUCCAGGAAUUCAUCAGAGACCUCUUCACCCCCAUCGGCCUGGAGCUCGGCUGGGACAGCAAACCAGGAGAAGGUGAGGAGGCGCUGACGCUGUCACUGAGGUCCAGUCUGAUUAUUGGAUCCUCUGGAGGAUCACAGCUCUGCAGAAAGACGAUGACAUGAGUGUGGUACUUUUCUCCUGUAGGUCAUCUGGACGCCCUGCUCAGAGGUCUGGUUUUGGGCAAGUUAGGAAAGGCAGGACACAAACCCACGCUGGAGGAGGCCCGGCGGAGAUUCAGGGACCAUGUGGACGGCAAACAGGUCCUGCCGGCAGACCUCAGGAGCCCGGUGAGCACACCUGAAAUUCAGCCCAUGAUCAUCAGACAUUAAUCCAUAUUAUGUCCUGAAGCAGCCAGUAGAACUGUGACUGAAUUAGAUUUAUCCUCUUCAGGUUUAUCUAACAGUGCUGAAGCAUGGAGACAGUGCCACGUUGGACACGAUGCUGAAGGUGAGAAAGAUCUUUUCAGGUCACGUUCAUAUAAACCAUCGUGUGUAGUUUGUAACAUAUUGUACUCUCCUUUUCAUCCUUCCUCUGUUGUUCUCUUCGUUUCACGCCUUCAGCUUCACAAACAGGCCGACAUGCAGGAGGAGAAAAACCGCAUCGAGCGAGUGCUGGGUGCCAUCUCUGCUCCCGACCUCAUCCAGAAAGUCCUGACCUUCGCCCUCUCGGUACACAUGACCUCAAUCGCAGAAUGUUACAGUUUAGUGUUUUUGGUUUCUGCGUUGAACAGAGGAACUGAAACCGGUUUUGUUCAUUCUGUAGUUUUGUUUUCAACCAGAAUAACCAGAAUAACGUGUCCUGCAGGAAUUUCAGCAAGUUUCUGUUGACUUCAUCUCAUUCUUACAGUCCUGUGAAACUGCUGACUCAUGUUUUUUUAAAUAUACAUUUACAUGAGGAGUAAACAUAGCCACAUCUAAGUCUUCGUAACUCAGUUCCCCCUCAAAAGAUAGAAAAGGUCUUAAAUUGAGUCCAGAAUCUAAAAGGUUAAAAAAGAAAAGUCUUGAAUUUAAAUUUGUAAAACACAGAAAUGCUGUUUGUCUCUCAGUUCAGUGAAACUCUUAUUUGAGCACCAGGUGAUCUGUAGCUAAAUAUCUCCUCUCUCUCUUUCUCUGGACCUUCCUUUUGGCAGGAAGAGGUCCGUCCCCAGGACACCGUGUCGGUAAUUGGAGGCGUGGCAGGAAGCAGUAAACAAGGCCGGAAAGCUGCCUGGAAGUUUGUUAAAGACAACUGGGAGGAGCUUUACAACCGCUACCAGGGCGGCUUCCUCAUAUCACGGCUCAUCAAGGUAACCCGCCUGUUUAUCACCUUCAGCGCUGAAGAAUGAACAUUUCUGCUGAGGGACCGAGCUGAGACCUUUUCUCUCUGGUUGUCUGUUUGCUCACUCUUGUUUCUUGUUCUCUGCAGCUCACAGUCGAUGGAUUUGCUAUCGAUAAGAUGGCUGCUGAAGUAAAGGUGAGACACCUCUCAAAUCUCAUGAUCACUCUCAUAUUGCAGUAAUACUCGUCAUAGUUUGACCCUUGGCUUUAUGACAGUCAGUAAUUACUUAAAUUAAGUACUUAAUGUUAGGACAGAGAUCGUUUCUUCUGGAUUUUCAUGUUUUUGUGUUUUGACAUCCAUUCUCAACCCUCUCCCUCUCUCUCUCUCUCUCUCUUUGUGUGCAUACAGAGUUUCUUUGAAAGUCACCCGGCGCCAGCAGCUGAACGUAUGGUGCAACAGUGCUGUGAGAACAUCCUCCUCAACGCCACCUGGCUGAAGCGCGACGCAGACGACAUCCACCAGUAUCUACUGCAGCGCAAAGCUCCCCCUGUCUGAGCCGCCGACGCCACCGCCCUCCACCUCGCCCACUCCAGCCCCCCUCCCGCCCACCCUCCCUCCCUCCCUCCCUCCCUCCCUCUAGCGCGGACCUCCCAGCAUCAUAGCUGCCUCCUCCUCCCCUCAGAGCGGGAGAGCAGAGCGUACUUUUCCAGCAGGCUUCAUUUCUUUAAAGAAACUGUAAGAAACACAAUGGCAAAGCCAAGAAUUUCACCGAGUGUUGGAAACACAGAGACUCUUUCUACGUUAACCAGGCAGAUCCAUGUUAGUCAGACCAGGAAUGUAGUUUUAGCCCCAUUCUGCUGUUUACGGCAUCUCUCCCUCUCAGUGAAGUCUCGGAAACAUCCCCCCACCCCGCUUACUCAGCACCCCCCUCCCCGUAUACACCCCCUCAUCAUCUGCGCCGUAGCUGAGAAAACUGUGAAUCCUCUCCACCCCCACCGCCUCCUUUUUUUUUCCUGCUGCCCAAAUUAAAAAUGCAUGAAGUGUGAUUUUCUGCAUUUACCGCUUUGUUUACUUCUGUUUGUUUUCUGUACAAACAUUUAAUUUGUUAUUUCUGACUCCCUCCUCCUUUCAUGAUGCAUCCUCAUUUCCUGCUUCCCCUCUCCCCAGCGUUGUGAUUGGAUAAGAGCAGAAGGUGUGCUGGCAGAAUGGGGUUAAAAACAGUAGAGUGUGUGCAUUGUAGUUUCCAACUGCACUGAUUCUCCAUUUGCUGAUAAACGGUUAGGAUGAGGCGAGCAGCGCCAGCAUGGUACUACAUUGUAAAGUGUAAAUGCGAGCAUUUUUUUGCAGACAAUGUUCCUUUUAAAAAAAAAAAAGAAAUCAGCUGAAAAGUUCAUGGUUCCCUGUCUCCACCCCCUUCAUAAAGCCUCCAGCCCUGUUUGGAGUUUGUAAAGUUUGAAUCGACAUAUUUAAACCCCAGAUUUCUUUCUCGCCACCCUCACUGAAGUGAAGAUAUCAGCGUGUUUUAUAAGACAACAAAUGCAGUGAUUUAUUUAAAUGUUGAGAUAAUCUUAUAUUCUGAGGAGAGAAGAAAAAGAAAAAAAAAAGAUCACACACUACUUUUGGGGCCUUUUAUUCUGAAGUUACAUCAGGAAACGCCUCUCGAUGAAGGUGGAGGCCCGGUCCGGACUUUUUGUGGAUGUGACAGAUCGCCGUGACUCCGCUGUCAAACCUCGGAAGCCUUAAAUCGGUCGACUGGUUUGCAGUUAAUAUUUAAACACUGAAGUGGUGAUAGUAGGUGACUUCCACAUAACGUCAAAUGUAUCUAAUGUGACAGAUUAUGCAGACUUGUUGAACGAGUAUAUCUAUUAUAGAAUUUACAAUUUGAUGUGGUUUUUGAAAACAUACCGACCAAGUCAUCCACCUGUUGUCGAGACUCUCCCCCCCACCCCACCCCACCCCCCCGUCCUGGAACAUUUGUUGUUGUUUUUUUUUUUUUUUUUUCUGUUUGUUUUUUUCUUUUUUUUCCGUUUUCUUUUCUUUUUGUUUAAACUAAAGUUGGUGUUCAUUAAAGUGAUAAAGGAUUAUAAAAAAAAAAAAACUAAAGAUGUGAAAUUAGCACUAGUUGAUUUUAAUGAGUGAGAUGUGAGUGUGCAUGCCUGGAAACAGAUUUGUAAUUUAUUUUGUAUGAUCUCACAGGCCAGGAGAUGAUCAGACUGGAUUACAAACGGUUAAAGCAGCACUGAGUAACGUGUGUAUAAAUAUAUCAAAGAGCUGAGUCACACCUAAUGAGAAUAAAACAUGGUGACAGAUCGACGUAGAUGACUGCAGAGGGAAACUUUAAAUGUCUACACAUUUUUGCUUUCAUAAAGUGUCUGUAGAAACCUUCAGGCAGCGUUUGGCCGCUUGAUUCUUGUGUCGACCGUGCAGACGUUUCAUGUUUUCUUGUCUUUUUCUAAUGAAGCUGAAUUUAGUUCAACAUGUGGGAUGUUUUUGUGGUUCUGAUUUAAAGACCUGUCCGACACGACAGCUUUGACUUCAGUGAUGCCAAGGCAAACGUAAAUAUGCAGUCCAAAUAAAGUAACACUUGACGACACACAAGCUGUCAUACAACAUAUUUCACAUGUCCGAGACUUUUGGUGAAGUCUGUGUUUAAAUUUAGGGCUUGGACAUUGAAAUGGUUAAAUCUGGGGAAGGAUGAUUCAGGAUCAGGAAAUCCAGAUCACUUCUGUCAAGGUUUUUGAGGCAAAGAUGUACCCGAUCAACUUGAACCUGAAGGUGAGAACUAAAAC
Messenger RNA from Xyrichtys novacula (pearly razorfish), 25159 nucleotides. Lineage: Eukaryota; Metazoa; Chordata; Actinopteri; Labriformes; Labridae. The record is from the annotation of a GenBank genome assembly.